Cooperia oncophora is the source of this 1350-nucleotide messenger RNA. The record is from the annotation of a GenBank genome assembly. Lineage: Eukaryota; Metazoa; Nematoda; Chromadorea; Rhabditida; Trichostrongylidae.
AUGGAUGGAACUGACCGCAAGAUCAUCGUUAAUACGAAAAUCUACUGGCCGAAUACAAUCGCUCUUGACCUGACGACAGAUCGAGUCUACUUUGCCGACUCGAAACUCGACUACAUCGAUUUUGUCAACUACGAUGGAACAGGCAGAACCCAAGUACUUGCGUCCUCGAAAUUCGUCCAACAUCCGCAUGCGUUAGGCCAUUUUCGAGGACAACAUGUACUAUUCCGAUCGCCGUCUUCAACGACUCCAAGUGUAUCCAAAGUAUCCAAACGGUACUACUGGCGAAUACCCGAGCCAUACAUUCAGCAAGGCUCUCGGAGUAGCUGCCGUUCAUCCUGUCCUCCAGCCGAAGGUCGCAAAGAAUCCUUGUGCAGGCAGUCCAUGCUCGCACAUCUGCCUACUCUCCGCAUCGGUUUGUUCAGCUUCUCUUGCGGUUGUCCUAUGGGCAAGCGUCUAGACACUUCCGGCAAGAACUGCGUGGUGGAUCAGAGGCCAUUCCUGCUGCUCAUCCAGAAGAACAACGUGUUCGGCGUCGAAAUGACCACCCAAGCGAACAGUGUCCCAUCACUAGCCGGUAUGAUUCCACUAGCUGGCUUGGCGAACGCCUUCGAUGCAGGAUAUGAUGCCGAAUCUGGAGAUCUCUUUGUGCUGGAGCAUACCAACAUCGCUCGAACUCUGACUCAGAUCUCCACGGAUGCUGCCAUAUACAGAUCGUCGAUCAAUGCUUCGAACAAGACCCAACUGUACUCGUCACAAAUCCCAGAUGAUCCGUACUGUAUGGCAUUCGACUGGAAUGGUCGUAAUCUAUACGUUGGAAACAAGAUAUCGCAAACGAUCGAAGUGGUUCGCACUGUAGGAACACAGUUCCGUGCCGUAGUGCUGUCGAAUGAUCAGACGCCAACAGCCGUGGUGACACCGGUAUCAAUUGCAGUUGACUCAGACAGAGGUCUACUCUUCUGGUUGGACAGAGGUGGUGGUGCCGCUGACGUUAAAGUCGCCAGAGCUAAUUUGGACGGUACAAGUCCUCUGGUCAUUGCUAGUAAUGACUUGACUGAACUGGAUCAUAUCACUCUUGACACCACAAACCAGAGGGUCUACUUCAGUGAAGCGAAAGCUGGAAGAAUCUCAUCUGUAACCUACGAUGGUCAAGAUCGCCACUAUAUCCUUAACGAUGCCGGGAAACAACCAAACGGCAUUGCAUUCUUCAGUGACCGCUUAUUCUAUGCGGAUUCGGCAUUCGAUUCCAUUGAUGUGGCGACAAUCGUUGGCGAUGGACAGCCACCACAAUUCACUCAUUUCAAGAAGGAAAUCGAGAACCUCGUCAAUAUCAAAGUACUACAGCCACGAGCU